Messenger RNA from Culicoides brevitarsis, 1012 nucleotides. RefSeq names its product ragulator complex protein LAMTOR1 (gene Lamtor1). Gene Ontology annotation, cellular component: Ragulator complex; membrane raft; late endosome membrane. The transcript is spliced from 5 exons. NCBI's taxonomy places the organism in Eukaryota, Metazoa, Arthropoda, Insecta, Diptera, Ceratopogonidae. Gene Ontology annotation, molecular function: molecular adaptor activity; guanyl-nucleotide exchange factor activity. The record is from RefSeq and is a predicted model, not a curated record. Bases 79 to 627 code for a protein of 182 amino acids. Gene Ontology annotation, biological process: cholesterol homeostasis; endosomal transport; cellular response to amino acid stimulus.
CCGCAUUAUGCAUUGGGUUGCCAGCUGAUUGUGAAUAACAACAACAUUUCAUUACAAAUCGAAUAAAGGGAAGAAAUUAUGGAGUGUUUUCACAAAACGGUGGACUUUUUCAACAAUCUAGGAUGUUGUUUUGGCUGUAAGGAAGAAGGAAAUCAGAAUGAACCGACGGAAAGGACACAUUUGUUGCCUGGCUCAAUAAACAACAGUAGUCCUGCUAUUCGCACAUCUGAAACGGAUGACUUUCUGGAUCAAUAUCCCAAUUCCUUGCCUAAAAAUAAAAAAGAAGAACAAAGUGCUUUAAAUAUUAUUGUACAGGAUACAGCAACGAAUAUUAUCGAUGUUGCAGCCAUGGACUCACACAUUUUAGAACCUCAAGAAUACAAUGAUCGUUAUAAUGCGUACCAACAUAAAAUUGCCCAAUUAUGGAAUACGGUGAACCAUCCGAAAACCGAAAACUCUGGUCUUUUAAAAGAUAUUCCCAAUCCCCAAUUAGUUUUGGCAUCAGUGCCUAUUUCAAAUGAAGACUUGUUUCUUAUAAAAACGAGUGUGUCAUCGCUGGCGACUGCAAUCAAUGAAAUGAAAAUUGAACACAAGGAAGACUUGGUGGUGCCCUUCCGUAUUCCUUAGCUAAUAAAAGGCCGAGACUAAAUGUUCGGCAUCCUUGCGAAAUUCUCGAUGAACAAAUAAUUACAAAGUUUAUAUACAAGCAUAUAAAUUUGACUAAAGUCAUAUUUUCUAUAUUAUAAAUUUUAUAUUUUCUUCCAAAAUCUUUAUUUUUUUUUUUAAUUAAUUAAAAAGUCAUUUUGAAUUUACAAAUAUAUAUAAUAGCGCAAAAAGCACAACAUAAUUAAAUUUGUACAGUACCGUCAAAUAUAAAGAUUAUCCUAAUUGCUAAGCUUCUAUUCUUUUUUUAAAUUUAAAAACGAUGUAUAAACAUGCGAAUAUGUGUUUAAAUAAUUGUUAAUAUUUUCUUAUAAAAAAAAACAAUUUACAUUUGUAAGGAUGGAAAGAA